UAAUCUAGUGACUAAUUAUUUUAACUAACCCACUUGUCUAUCUGUCCCACUUGGGCAUAUUUUACCUCUAUCUUAUGCUCCUCAACCAUUGGAAUACGGAAACCACAAUUACUAUUCCUCAUAUUUAUCUAUUUAAUUUAUCAUGAUUGUAUAAAGUUUGUUUAAAAAGGUAUCUCUAAAAACAUAUAUUUAUAUGAAAAAAGAUAAAGUUUCAAAACAAUACUACUUAAAAAAAAACAACCUAGUAAAUUAGUUUUAACAAAAAAAACUAGUAAUAAAAAUUAGUUAGGCAAAACGAAUUAAUAAAAACAGGAAAAACACGUGGAUCCACGUUUGCGUACACGUAAAAAAGACUUGUGUUUUCCUAAUUCUUCUUGCCGUUGCGAACAAAUUUUAGGCUCUAAAAUAAUUAUUAAUUUACAUGAUCGGACGGCAAUAAUACCACCGCAAGCUAUCACGACGACCAAUCUUAACACGUGUACGGCUAGUAACCAUCACCAUCUCCACAUCUCUCCCGAGAAGUUGGGUUGUAAUGCGUAUUAAUGAAUAUCUCGUGUACGUCCUGAUAUACGCUGACGUGUACGAGUCUUUUUCUAUGUUUUUAUUUUAGGAAUUUAAGUUUACUAUAUAAACCCUUUUAGUCUCUCUGUUUAUAUUUCAUUAAAUUAAAUUAAUUAAUUUUAUUUCUGAUAUUUCUCUCCUCUCUGUUCAUCAAUGGCGAUGAGGAAGCUUUUAUCGAAGCGUAUCUUCAACAUCUCGAACCAAUCGUCGCAGAGUCUAACGAAUUGCCGCACAUCGUCUUCUUCGGUAUCCGUGCGAACCAGAAUCGCUCCGGAGCCCGGAGACUCCGGGAUCUCGCGGCGGUUCUUCCACAACACCGCCGUGAUUAGGCCGGAGAUGAUGCAGAUGCCGGUGGGAGGGAGCUUGGUCGAGAAGCUCCGCGAAAUCGACGGUAGCAAGGAUCGAAUCCGAUUAGACGGGAUCGCUCCGCCGAUGAGGGAGACGGCGAGUUUGACGGUGGAGGAUACGAAGAAAGUUCUGAGAGCGGCGCAGAUGGAGAUGGUGAAGACGAAGCUUAGAGAGACGGGGAGAAGCUGGAUGACGUAUUCGGAGUUUGCUAGCGUUUGCGGUGAAGCUUCGUCGGAUCCGGAGGACGGAGCUAGAAUAGCGACGAUGCUUGAUGAUUCAGCAAACGUCAUCGUUUUGGGAGGUUCCGUUUGUCUUAGACCAGAUCAGGUUACGAAAUCCAUUGAAGGCUUGCUUCCUUUGCCAAAGAUUCAUAACCCAAACGACCCACGAAGGAUCGAGUUGAAAGAGCUCGAGGCAGUUAAGGCAGUGAUCGAUGUGAAAGCGCACUCUUUGGUGCGGAGAGAGCUCUGGGCUGGUCUUGGUUACUUGAUACUACAGACCGCAGGGUUCAUGAGGCUAACGUUUUGGGAACUCUCUUGGGACGUGAUGGAGCCAAUCUGUUUCUAUGUCACGUCCAUGUACUUUAUGGCUGGGUACGCUUUCUUCCUCAGGACGUCGAAAGAGCCUUCUUUUGAAGGGUUUUACCAAAGCAGGUUCGCGGCUAAACAGAGGAAACUGAUGAGUCUUGAUGAGUUUGAUGUUGAGAGGUAUCAAGAACUGAAGAAGCUGUUUUGCCCUAAGGCUUCAGAUCGUGUUUCCAAGAUUCUUGGAACUGCCGGGAGUUAAAUUUUGAAUUUUGUAGAUUCAAUGUUGUUGUCACAAAUGGUGUCUGAUUUUUCCCAACUUGAAGAAUCCUACCAAGAUAAGGGAGAACAAAAAAAAGAUAAAGGUAGAUGAAGUUCUCAAGUUUUCAGUUUUCCAAAAAAAGAAAAAAUGUUUGCGGCUUUUGUAACAUCAGGGAAGAGUCAUGUUUCAAUGUUUUCAUUAUGAUCAAUCUUAUGUGUAAACAUCUUGUAAAUAAGUGUUCUUAAUGUAUACUAAAAAAAUGUAUUCAUA
Brassica napus (rape) is the source of this 1965-nucleotide messenger RNA. Its product is annotated as calcium uniporter protein 2, mitochondrial. Gene Ontology annotation, biological process: mitochondrial calcium ion homeostasis; calcium import into the mitochondrion. The transcript has 2 exons. Gene Ontology annotation, cellular component: uniplex complex; mitochondrial inner membrane. Bases 715 to 1695 code for a protein of 326 amino acids. Lineage: Eukaryota; Viridiplantae; Streptophyta; Magnoliopsida; Brassicales; Brassicaceae. The record is from RefSeq and is a predicted model, not a curated record. Gene Ontology annotation, molecular function: calcium channel activity; uniporter activity.